AUGUGCGUGGAUUAUACAGACUUGAACAAGGCAUGCCCAAAGAAUUUUUAUCCCUUGCCGAGCAUAGAUAAGCUGGUGGACAGCGCUUCAGGGAAUGAACUUCUGAGUUUAAUGGAUGCUUAUUCAAGAUAUCAUCAAAUCAAGAUGCAUCCGUCGGACGAAGACAAAACAACUUUUAUGACCGCAAGGGUGAACUACUGUUACCAAACUAUGCCUUUUGGGUUGAAGAAUGCAGGGGCGACGUAUCAGCGGUUGAUGGAUAGAGUGUUUGAAGGCCAAGUAGGAAGGAACAUGGAGGUAUACGUUGAUGAUAUGAUCGUCAAAUCGGUUCUGGGAUCGAAUCAUCAUGAGGAUUUGAUGGAGGCCUUCAGUAGGAUUCGGAAGCAUAACAUGAGGCUUAAUCCGGAAAAGUGUUCUUUCGGCAGACGGGGUGGGAAGUUUUUAGGCUUCAUGGUUACGUCCAAAGGAAUCGAAAUCAAUCCAGACAAGUGUAAGGCGAUCCAGGAGAUGAAAAGCCCAAGCAACGUGAAGGAAGUGCAGAGGCUAACCGGGCGUAUCGCGGCCUUAUCCCGUUUUCUCCCUCACUUGGGCGACAAGUCAGCCCCGUUCUUCAAAUGCCUCAAGAAGAACGCGGCAUUUGAGUGGAAUUCAGAGUGCGAGGAAGCUUUCACCCUCCUCAAGGAGAAGUUGUCCGCCCCACCGGUCCUUUCGAAACCUGUCCAAGGCCUACCUUUGCAUUUAUACCUUUCUGUUGGCGAUCACACAAUAAGCUCCGUGAUUCUUCAGGAGGUGGAUGGAGAGCAAAAGAUAGUCUAUUUUGUAUUGCAGAAGCCAGAUUUGUCAGGAAGGCUUGUCGCGUGGUCUGUGGAGUUGUCGGAAUAUGGACUGCAAUAUGACAAAAGGGGAAAGGUCGGCGCACAGACCUUAGCGGAUUUUGUGGUGGAGUUGACGCCGGAAGAAGGGGAAAAAUUGAGCACGAAAUGGAUAUUGUUUGUCGAUGGGUCUACGAACGAAAAUGAAAGCGGGGCUGGGGUCACGCUGCAGGGGCCCGGAGAGUUGGUGUUGGAGCAGUCCCUCAGAUUCCAGUUCAAAACCAGCAAUAACCAAGCAGAAUAUGAGGCUCUUAUUGCGGGUUUAAUACUAGCAAUUGAAGGGCAAAUUGACAGUCUACUAGUAAGAACGGACUCGCUGCUAGUGGCAAGCCAGGUCAAUGGGGAGUUCCAGGUAAAGGAGCCGGCCUUGAUCAAGUAUGUGGAGCGCGUGCGGCAGCUCAUGGGUCGUUUGCAACAGGUGGUGGUUGAAUUCGUACCGAGGACACAAAACCAAAGGGCGGACGCCCUAGCAAAGUUGGCAAGCACUAGGAAGCCUGGCAACAACCGGAGCGUAAUUCAAGAGACCCUUGUCAAUCCCAGCAUAGAGGGGGAUUUGGUGGCUUCGGUUGUUCGCCAGGAAACUUGGAUGAAUCCAGUCAUUGACAUUCUGUUCGCCCCUCCUAAGGUGUCUCCGCCUGAGAAGUACGAGGCUGUUGUGACGGAGGUCCAUGAGGGAGUUUGUACAAGCCACAUUGGAGGAAGGUCACUGGCGAGCAAAGUCCUUAGAACGGGUUUCUAUUGGACUACGAUAAGGAAGGACUGUGCGGAGUUUGUGAGGAAGUGCGAGAGGUGCCAAGUAUUUGCGGACCUACCCAGAGCUCCGCCAGAGCAACUAGCCACAAUCAGUUCCCCAUGGCCCUUCGCCAUAUGGGGAGUCGAUCUUGUCGGGCCCUUUCCCACCGCUAGGUCGCAAAUGAAGUUCAUCUUGGUGGCGGUGGACUACUUCAUCAAAUGGGUGGAAGUUGAGCCUCUGGCGAGCAUUACAGCGGCCAAAACUACAAGUUUUUACUGGAAGAGAAUCGUCUGCCGGUUCGGGUUACCAAGGGCGAUCGUCUCGGACAACGGAACGCAGUUCGCAAGUAAUCAAACCAAGGAGUUCUGCGAAGAGAUGGGCAUUUAG
Messenger RNA from Lotus japonicus, 1992 nucleotides. RefSeq lists its product as uncharacterized. NCBI's taxonomy places the organism in Eukaryota, Viridiplantae, Streptophyta, Magnoliopsida, Fabales, Fabaceae. The transcript has 3 exons. The coding region runs from base 1 to 1992 and encodes 663 amino acids. Gene Ontology annotation, molecular function: nucleic acid binding; RNA-DNA hybrid ribonuclease activity. The record is from RefSeq and is a predicted model, not a curated record. Gene Ontology annotation, biological process: DNA integration.